Molecule: messenger RNA, 3416 nt
Organism: Physeter macrocephalus (sperm whale)
Lineage: Eukaryota; Metazoa; Chordata; Mammalia; Artiodactyla; Physeteridae
Gene: FOXP4
Product: forkhead box P4
Exons: 18
Coding region: 153-2204 (683 amino acids)
Biological process (GO): regulation of transcription by RNA polymerase II
Cellular component (GO): nucleus
Molecular function (GO): RNA polymerase II cis-regulatory region sequence-specific DNA binding; DNA-binding transcription repressor activity, RNA polymerase II-specific
Source: RefSeq, a predicted model, not a curated record
GGAGCUGCGCGGCGCCGAGAGGCGCGGAGGGGCAGUUCCAGCGGGCGGCGGCGGGCCCGGGCGGCGACCGGAGCGAGCCCCAUGCCCCGCGCGGGCUGACGGGCCGGAGCCCGCACGGAGCGGCCGGGCCGGACAGGUCCCGCUAGAGCGACAUGAUGGUGGAAUCCGCCUCGGAGACAAUCAGGUCGGCUCCGUCUGGUCAGAACGGCGUGGGUAGCCUCUCCGGGCAGGCCGAUGGCGGCGGCAGCGGCGGCGGCGGGGUCGGGACUGCGGGCCCCGCCGGAGGCAGCGCAGGCAGGGAUGCGGCCGCGGGCGCAGACAGCAACGGCGAGAUGAGCCCUGCGGAGCUGCUCCACUUCCAGCAGCAACAGGCUCUCCAAGUGGCCCGGCAGUUCCUGCUGCAGCAGGCCUCGGGCCUGAGCUCCCCAGGGAACAAUGACAGCAAGCAGUCGGCCUCUGCCGUGCAGGUGCCCGUGUCGGUGGCCAUGAUGUCGCCGCAGAUGCUCACCCCCCAGCAGAUGCAGCAGAUCCUGUCGCCCCCACAGCUGCAGGCCUUGCUCCAGCAGCAGCAGGCGCUCAUGCUGCAGCAGCUGCAGGAAUAUUACAAGAAGCAGCAAGAGCAGCUCCACUUACAACUCCUCACGCAACAGCAGGCUGGGAAGCAGCAACCCAAAGAGGCCCUGGGGAACAAGCAGCUGGCCUUCCAGCAACAGCUCUUGCAAAUGCAACAGCUGCAGCAGCAGCACCUGCUCAACCUGCAGAGACAGGGGCUGGUCAGCCUGCAGCCCAGCCAAGCCUCGGGGCCCCUCCAGACCCUCCCACAAGCCGUGUGCCCGACGGACCUGCCCCAGCUGUGGAAGGGUGAGGGUGCCCCCGGGCAGCCCGCCGAGGACAGCGUCAAGCAGGAGGGGCUGGACCUCACCGGCACGGCCACCACCGCUACCUCGUUCGCCGCCCCCCCCAAAGUCUCACCCCCCCUCUCCCACCACACCCUGCCCAAUGGACAGCCCACUGUGCUCACACCUCGGAGAGACGGCUCCUCCCACGAGGAGACGCCCGGCUCCCACCCCCUCUACGGACACGGAGAGUGCAAGUGGCCAGGCUGUGAGACCCUGUGUGAAGACCUGGGCCAGUUUAUCAAACACCUCAACACAGAGCACGCCCUGGACGACCGGAGCACAGCCCAGUGCCGCGUGCAGAUGCAGGUGGUGCAGCAGCUGGAGAUCCAGCUCGCCAAGGAGAGCGAGCGGCUGCAGGCCAUGAUGGCCCAUCUGCACAUGCGGCCCUCGGAGCCCAAGCCCUUCAGCCAGCCACUGAACCCAGUCCCCGGCUCCUCCUCAUUCUCCAAGGUGACCGUCUCCGCAGCGGACUCGUUCCCAGAUGGUCUCGUACAUCCCCCCACCUCGGCCGCUGCCCCUGUCACCCCCCUACGGCCCCCUGGCCUCGGCUCUGCCUCCCUGCACAGUGGGGGGCCCGCCCGGCGGAGGACCAGCGACAAGUUCUGCUCCCCCAUCUCCUCAGAGCUGGCCCAGAAUCACGAGUUCUACAAGAACGCCGACGUCCGGCCCCCCUUCACCUACGCCUCCCUCAUCCGCCAGGCCAUCCUGGAAACCCCCGACAGGCAGCUGACCCUGAAUGAGAUCUAUAACUGGUUCACCAGGAUGUUCGCCUAUUUCCGGAGAAACACGGCCACCUGGAAGAAUGCAGUGCGACACAACCUCAGCCUGCACAAGUGCUUCGUGCGCGUGGAGAACGUCAAGGGCGCCGUGUGGACUGUGGACGAGCGGGAGUAUCAGAAGCGGAGACCACCAAAGAUGACGGGGAGCCCCACCCUGGUGAAGAACAUGAUUUCGGGCCUCAGUUAUGGAGCACUUAACGCCAGCUACCAGGCUGCCCUGGCCGAGAGCAGCUUCCCCCUCCUCAACAGCCCUGGCAUGCUGAACCCUGGCUCCGCCAGCAGCCUCCUGCCCCUCAGCCAUGACGACGUGGGCGCCCCCAUGCCGCUGCCCAGCAACGGCAGCAGCAGCCCCCCUCGCCUCUCCCCACCCCAGUACAGCCACCAGGUGCAGGUGAAAGAGGAGCCAGCUGAGGCGGAGGAAGACAGGCGGCCGGGACCCCCCUUGGGGCCCCCUAACCCCAGCACCUCGGGGCCUCCAGAAGACAGGGACCUGGAGGAGGAGCUGCCGGGAGAGGAACUGUCCUAAGGGCCUUUAGGGGCAGGCAGGGCAGGGGUGAGACCCCGCCCUCGCGGGAGCCAGGCCCCACCUACCCCGACUCCUCGCCCCGCCCAACCUCAAGGCACUUCCAGGACUCAGAUGGGGGGCUGGGCCAGCAACUCCCAAGGUGACCUGACCUACGACGACGCUCGGAGUGGGGGGGCAGGGACCGGCCGCCCCCGAGGGGACACAGAACCCCUGGUCUGGGACCGGCAGAGGACACGGAGGGCCCAGACCCCUCCUCAGACUCCCCCGCCCACAUCCGAAUCCCGCCUCCCCCGCCCCCCAACCACCAGCAGCAGCAGCAGGGCCCUCCUCCCCCACCAGCUCGCCCCCAAAGGGCCCCUCAGUGCCAUGGAGACCCGCAGGCGGGGCUGAGCCACCCUCUCACACCCAGGGCCCCCCCAUCUUGCUCUGGCAGUACUCUCUGGCCAGAGGCCCCCGUUUCCCUAAUUUGUGCUCCCUUCUACCUUCUUGUCCUUACUGUGAAGAAGUAGCUCCACCCCCGCUCCUACCCCUGCCCUGGCCUGGGCUGGGGGCAGCUAAAGUCUCAGAGCAGCCCCAGAAAAAACCUGCCCCUCAGCUGUGCCCGAUCAAGAGCCACAGCUGGUGAGGGGCGGAGGGGGGGGGGGGGACAAGUGGAGUGCCCUGGGGGGCUCUGUGGGAGCAGGGCUGCCUGGUUCCAGGUCAGGUCCCCUGCAGGCCGAACUGGGCCUCCACCCCCAUUUGCUGGGUGCUGCCCCCCAGGCCAGGGAGCAUAGGAAGUGGCCCGGUGCCCACCUUCUCCACAGAGGCCUGUGCCCGGUGCACUCGUGGAGGUGGAGCCGCUGAAGGCGGCCGAGCUACCCUUGAGGCUGGAGUUGGGGCCCCAGGUGGUGCCAGGACUGCGGGAAGCAUCUACCUGUGUCCCAGGGAAAGGCCAGGCUGAAACCAGGCUUGAGGGGCGGGUGGGAUGGAUACGGUGGCUGCUGUGACCCGACAGGUCACUCCCACCCCAGCCUUCAGGUCCCCCAUCGCAGUCUUCCCUCACCCGCCCUCAGCACCCCUUCCCUGUCCCGUUCCCCCCAGUUACACAGAUGACCAAAGACCUUUCUUAUGCCGGAAGCAAAAACCAAAACUUUUUGUUGGCUUUCUCCUUUGUCGCCUCCCAUACGCCCUGCUCUCCCGGCCCCGGGCUGGAAGCCCUCCCCAACUUAAGUU